AUGAAGAUAGACAUAGGAGUAGACAAUAAAUGCGGAGAUUUUGUGACGUAUAUGAAAGAUGAAGCUUUCAAUUCUCAACUACAUUACAUAUCUGCCAUCAGCUCAUUUCCCAUAUCUAAAAUGAUGGAAUUACUGCCAUUAUCAGGAAACGAAACAAUUUACGAAAGUGUUAACGUACUGUCUUCUGUAGAUUUAAGUGAUUUGAAUAGAUGCAUCCGUUCAUUAUAUCAAAGAAUCAUAUUCAGCCCUCUUCCUAAACAAAGCGAUGCCAAUACCGAUGACAGUAACAAUUCCAAUAACGCUAAUAUGCAAAUGGAAACUGGAAAGAUUAAGACAGACAGACAUUGGAUAUGUAUCGAGGGAAUACAGACCAUGUUCCAGUACUCUCAACUGAAAGAUCCGGUGGAAGCACACGCUUCACUGAAUGAUACGAUGCUCCGGCUUCGUCUGUUACAGAAUAAGUGCCCAUCGAUCGAAAUACUAUUCCUACUCCCCCCGCAUGAAGCCCCAGAAUUCAUACAAUCGCUACAGGAGCAUGAUAUUUCAAGAAAUAACAUACCUCAUAGACGACAAGGGAAGAGAUUCAAGAGAGACAACACAGGUAUUCUCAUUGGAGACUAUAUCUGGAAGUACUAUAUCUAG
Kluyveromyces lactis is the source of this 642-nucleotide messenger RNA. It is a transcript of the gene CSM2, whose product is annotated as Csm2p. Bases 1 to 642 code for a protein of 213 amino acids. Gene Ontology annotation, biological process: recombinational repair. Lineage: Eukaryota; Fungi; Ascomycota; Saccharomycetes; Saccharomycetales; Saccharomycetaceae. Gene Ontology annotation, cellular component: Shu complex; nucleus. The transcript has a single exon. The record is from RefSeq and is a predicted model, not a curated record.